UUAACGCAGAAUCACAUCUUUUGAGUCCAGAAUUCAAGAAUUUCUCGCAUUUUUCGUGUUUUUCCCGAAAAAUGACUCAAAUUUUUGCUCAUUUUUUAUCAAAUUUUUGAAAACCAAAUCUCGAGAUCGCGUGGGAGGGCGUCGGGAGAGUGCGGGUGGAGAGCGGUCGGACCCGAAGAGACACCGAAUUGGAGGCAAUCCUCGGAAUCUGGAGAAGCUUUGAGCAGAGAGUCGACGACUGCGCCCAAAAUGGGUUCAAAGAUCUCAUGUUCGUCUUGUAAUCCGAAACCCGUGCCUUCGAGUGGACGACCGCGUGCCGACGGCCAACCCCGACGUGAUGGUCACGUGCUGCGUCUAUGGGCGGAAGUGUUUCACGUGAGUGCGUCUUCGGGAGCAGUUCGAUGGACGCAAUUGAGCGACGAUUUGGUUCCGAUAACUGUAACCGCAGUUUCGGGAAGAUUUCACGUCACGGCUUAUAACUCGAGAGUCGACAAAGUGUUGGACACGUGGUUGACGGGAACGCGAUUGGGACAGGCGUCCAAUUGCUUCGUCUACUGGAAAGACGCCGUUUCGGGCGACACGUGGGGUUUGAACUUCACUUCGGCUCAAGACGCGCGAUCUUUUCGGGAAUGCAUUCAAUCUUCCGGUCGUUCGGCAAAUGAUUUCCGAAGAGCCGAGUCUUCGUAUUCGUUGAGAGAAAGAGAAGAUUCGGGAAAACGGAGGGAAAGGACUCUGAAUUCGGUUCCUUCGAGUCCUUCGAAGAAAAACAUUCAAAGAAACGGAACAAAAGAGUCGAAAAGAGAAACCGGAGAAGCGCCGCAGUGUACCUGUGAUUGCAUGACUUCUGAGGCUCUUCACAAACAACGCAACGGACGGAUCAGAUACGCGGCUUUCGCGAGACAAGACUCUUCGGGAACGACACAAAGCUCUCGAAGCGACGGAUCUUUGGUUCGAAGACAACACGAAAGACAACAAUACUUCGCGAAUCGAGGUCAUGUCCGCUCAAUGGAAGAACAACUCCGCGUCCGGUCACGUGCCGACGCCGCCCGACACCAACAAGCGCGUUCGGCAACUGCGCAGGCGCAGAUGCGGUCGAAGUCAACGGAAGACGUUCGGCGACAGGUGGCGUCUACCGGGACGACGACCGACGACUUGCCGACGACGACUACAACUACUGCUCAGACGCUGUCAUCGGAAGCGUUGAAACGCAUGUUACGCGAAGUUGGACCGCAAGGAGUGUCUGAACGCCCGAAAUCGUUGGCCGAAACGACCGACAGAUCCAGGUCUCGAAGGUCUCUGGAAGGCCGUCGAAGAUCUCUCGAGAGAACGCAAUGCGUGGACUUGACAGACGCGUCGCCCCCAACGCCGCGAAGACGACGUGAAGACGACGUGCUUUUGGAUGAAGUGGAAUCAGAACUGAGACGAAGACUGCAGACUCAGACAUCGGCGGACGCGGCGGACGCGUUUGAAUCUCUAUUGCGGGAUCAGAUGGACGACGUCCAGACAUUAAUGCGUGAAGUUCAACGAGAAUUGAAUACAAUUCGAGCGGAAGAACGACGCUUUAAAUCGCUUUCAACGCAAUCUCUUUUGGCCAGAUCUUCGGCUCCUAUUCUGGACACUUUAUCAAUUGACGGCCAAUUACCGUUUGUCCCUCUCACACCCGCCGGUCAUUCCUCCACUUUCUCACAUCACACGCCAUUCGAGUCACUAUCGAUCGCUUCUAUGAUGACGUCAUCAGAGGUUUCGGACGACGAAAAAGCGUCGCUCACAACAGCCAUUUCGGACGACGACGACGAAUCACCAAUGAGGACGCGAUCCGGAGCUUCAGCCGCAAACGUCGAGUGUUUGGGAAGUGUUCGCAAAUCGGGAUUUCUUUGCGUCAAGAAAUGGCUUCUCAGAAAACGUCAUUCUCUGGAAUUGGCGCGAAGACGUGGAUGGAAAGGAUAUUGGGUUUGUUUGAAAGGAACGACACUUUUGUUCUACGGAUGCGAAUCACGUGACGGCCAUUCGAUAGACGCGUCGCCGAAACACUUGAUUUUUGUCGACCAAUGUUUGGCGCAAUCGGUUCCAGAACAUCCCAAACGCGAUCACGUCUUCUGUUUGUCGACGGCUUUCGGUGACGCCUAUCUAUUGGACGCUCCGUGUCUUGAAGAACGCGAUCUCUGGGUUCAAGCCAUUCAUUCCGCUUGUUCCGCACAAUUCGCCAGAUCUUCGGGCAAAGCGGCCGUCGCCCACGCAUUGCGUGAAGAAAUCGGACGUUUGGAGCGCACGACAGAUACCGAGUCUCGAACACGACAUGAAACGGAACUAUUGCUGACAUGCGUCGCUCCGGACGACGCAAGACAGAGACAACAAUUGGUUUCAGCGAUAAUGAGUUGCGACGAAAAGUCGGAAAAACAAAGAGUCGACGCCUUUCGGCUCAAAUGCUAUGUCAGCGCAGUUGAAGGUUUAGAAGAUAUGCCAAAUCCGAAGACAGUCUUAUCUCUGACUAAUAGACGAACAAAAAGCCAAUUAAACCGAUUGGGAGUCUUCACGGUGUCGUCUCUUCACGCUUUCAAUUGCGCGAAAAACCCUUCAAUAGUUGGAAGUCUUUUAAGACGACAAAAAAGCGACGAAAAGGAYAUUCCUCCUCCUCUUGUCCGCGAAGACCAACUCCUCAUUGAAGUGGACGUUGUUUUGACGACGACUGGAGAGAGACGUCGUAUUCGCGCUUCUGGCGAUUGGAUGUCCGACCAAUUGCUUCUGCAUUUGAUGUCUUCGGCUGCAAACGCUCGGGAAUACUUUGUCUGCGAAGGCGGGCGUCCGUUGACUCGGAAUCAGCGUUUGGAUGAAUUAGAGUCACGUGAACUACAAGUCGUGCCAAAAGUCUUGUUUACGGUAGAGUUGUCACGUGACACGAAUGACGUGUUGUUCGGGUUUUCGGUCGAAUCGGAACUCAAUUCUUCGGAUUUAUGUGUUUUUGUUUCUCGCGUCGAGAGCGCUUCGAUCGCCGCGAAUCACGGUUUGCGUCGAAACGACGAAUUGGUUGUAAUAAACGGCGCUUUAGUUCACGACUUGGACAUGAUGUUUGUCGAAUCCCUUCUUCAAGAAGAAUGCAAUCUUUGUCUUAUGGUUCGGUCGUCUCGUUCUCCUCCAACUCAAGACACACGUGAUGACCGAGAAACCGAUGCAAUGAUUGAAUCCUUGGUUUGUCCGCCGCCUCCCGAAGACCGCGACAUUCGACUCAUAAAUUCGGAUCAAUUGAAAGACUUAAUUGUGCCAAAAGUCGACGCUUUCUUACCAAACGCCGACGUCGUCGUCGUCGUGCCGGACGACACACGAACGACGCCCAUUCGCUCGGAAAACAAAUGCGAAGACCGCAUGCGUAAAGUUGUUCGCGAACUUGUGGACACAGAAGUCACUUAUGUCGCGGCUCUCGAAGCGCUAGUUUCGCAAUAUUUGGAACCAUUGGCUCGAGAGCCGCAACUGUUGUCUUCGGCAGAUGUUCAGGUGUUGUUCGGUCAAGUUCAGGACAUAAUAUCGGCUCAAAAGCGCUUUUGUCGUCAAUUGACUCAAAUCGUCGAUUCGGACGGUUCGGUGGACGCCGAGGCCGUCGCAAAUGUCUUUCUCACUCAUUCUCCGCAAUUCAGACAAUACUCGACAUUCUGUGCUUCACAUUCACGUGCCGUCAAGUUAUUGGCCGACGACAAGUCGGCUCAAGGAUUGGCACUAAGAGAAUGGUUGUCCCGACGCUGUGGAGGACAAUUAGCCCAAUCUCUUGAAUCUCAUUUGAUUCGUCCGAUUCAACGCGUUCUCAAAUAUCCUCUUCUUCUCCAACAAAUGAAAAACUUGUGUCCACGUGAUUCAAACGCCGCACGACUGCUGGACGACGCCUUGAGAGCCGUGGAAAGCGUCGCCGAACACAUCAACGAAAUGCAAAGAGUUCACGAAGAAUACGGCGCCGUUUUUGAGCAUUUAUCGCGAGCACAACAGCGCAACGCUCAGCCGGCCGUGGAUUUGGCUCCGACGGCUUUAUUGCAUUACGGAGGCGUCCAAUGGCUGAAUGCGUGCGAAUUCUUGGGAAAAGCUUCUUCGCGAAGAGGACUCGAAUUGCAUUCAAUGGCUUUUGUGUUUCGCGCGUGCGUCGUCUUCUUGUGCAAAGAAACGGUUCGAAGGAACAAAAGACCGGCGGCCGCCAGAGCCGAAGUGGAGAUAAUUCGUCACCAGACUUUGAUUCCUGUCGUCGAAGUUCAAGUCAGAGCUUCUCAUGCGGAAGGAGAACACGACUUCAAGUGGGAAUUGAUUCAAUUGAAAACAGCGGCCGGAAAACGCUCGGAAAAGAUCUAUYGGUUGGCCAACAGUUCGGCGGAACUGCGAAACGCCUUUUUGCGCACAAUUCGCCAAAUCAUUAGAGACGACGUCCGCCAAAUGUCGUGUCAGCUCAAAGCCAAACAAAAAGCCGACGUCCGGGACGACGGCCGAGACGACGACCGCACGACGGCUCAGACGGUUGCGUGUGGUCUUUGCGGAAAAGACGUGUCGAUCGGAUGUCGCGCUAAAGACCAUUCGUCGGGUUCAACGGCCGAUUCUCCGGUUUGGAAACGUCGUCAGGACUCGUCUUCGACGUCUCGCUGAAGACUUUU
Messenger RNA from Oppia nitens, 4622 nucleotides. Its product is annotated as protein still life, isoform SIF type 1-like. Gene Ontology annotation, biological process: activation of GTPase activity; small GTPase-mediated signal transduction; positive regulation of axonogenesis. Lineage: Eukaryota; Metazoa; Arthropoda; Arachnida; Sarcoptiformes; Oppiidae. The coding region runs from base 250 to 4614 and encodes 1454 amino acids. The transcript is spliced from 11 exons. Gene Ontology annotation, cellular component: synapse; membrane. The record is from RefSeq and is a predicted model, not a curated record. Gene Ontology annotation, molecular function: guanyl-nucleotide exchange factor activity; protein binding.